AGAAGAGAGAUGGAGGUGUCCUCUAUGAUUCCUUGCAAGGGGUACACCCCCUGGCAGGGGCUCUUGCUCACAGCCUCCCUUUUAAGCUGCUGGUAUCCACCCACCACUGCCCAAAUCACCAUUGAACUCCUGCCACCCAACGUGUUUGAAGGAGACAAUGUCCUUCUACAUGUCCACAAUCUGCCAGAGAAUCUUCUAGCCUUUGCUUGGUUCAAAGGGGUGACAAAUAUGAAACGUGGAAUUGCCAUCUAUUCACUGAAAUACAAUUUAAGUGUCACGGGGCCUGUACACAGCGGAAGAGAGACAGUGUACAGCAAUGGAUCCCUGCUGCUCCAGCGUGUCACCCACAAGGACACAGGAUUCUACACCCUACGAACCAUAAGUAGACAAGCAGAAAUUGUAUCAGUGACAUCCAUGUACCUCCACGUGCACACCUCCAUUUUAACCUGUGCACACCCUCCUACCUCUAUUCAGCCUACUAUUGAAUCAGUGCCACCCAGAGUUGCAGAAGGAGCAAGUGUUCUUCUACUUGUUCACAAUCUCCAGGAGAAUCUUCUAGGCCUUUUCUGGUACAAAGGUGUGAUUGUGUUCAAGAACCAUGAAGUUGCCCGACACAUAGUAGGCAAGAAUUCAAGUGUGCUGGGCCCUGCACACAGUGGCAGAGAGACCAUGUACAGCAAUGGAUCCCUACUGCUCCACAACGUCACCCUGAAUGAUAUUGGAUUCUACACCCUACGAACUCUGAGUAGAGACCUGAAAAUGGAAUUAACACAUGUGCAACUCCAGGUGGACACCUCCCUUUCUGCUUGCUGCAACCCUCUCACUUCUGCCCCGCUCACCAUAGAACCAGUGCCACGGAAUGCUGCCGAAGGGGAAAGCGUUCUUCUCCUUGUUCAUAAUCUGCCGGAAGAUCUGCGAACCUUUUCCUGGUACAAAGGGGUGCAUAGCAUCCAGAACCUUAACAUUGCAGACUAUAGCAGAGCCAUAAAUUAUGUCACCAGGGGACCUGCCUACAGAGGAAGAGAGAUGGUGUACACCAAUGGUUCUCUGCUGCUCCAGGGCAUCACUGAGAAAGAUGCAGGGUUCUACACACUGCAGACUUCAAACAGAGAUUUCAUAAUUGAAAAAGCAUAUGUGCAACUCCAUGUGAAGAAGCCUGUGUCAGAGCCCUUUUUGCGAGUCACUGACACCACAGUCCCAGUACAGAGCUCUGUGCUCUUCACUUGCCUCUCAGCCGACACUGGAAUCUCCAUCCGCUGGAUCUUCAAUAACCAGAGUCUGCAGCUCACAGAGAGGAUGACCCUGUCCCCAACAAAGUGCGGACUCAGCAUAGAUCCUGUCAGGAGGGAGGAUGCUGGACAGUAUAAGUGUGAGGUCUCCAACAUAGUCAGUUCAAAGACCAGUCUCCCAGUCAGGCUGGCUGUGGUGAAUUAG
Molecule: messenger RNA, 1434 nt
Organism: Peromyscus eremicus (cactus mouse)
Lineage: Eukaryota; Metazoa; Chordata; Mammalia; Rodentia; Cricetidae
Product: pregnancy-specific glycoprotein 22-like
Exons: 5
Coding region: 10-1434 (474 amino acids)
Biological process (GO): T cell activation
Cellular component (GO): external side of plasma membrane
Source: RefSeq, a predicted model, not a curated record